GAGAAAAGAUAGUAGUUUGGAAGAGCUUUGUGUUUACUUGCUGUUGUAAAUAUUUAAAAAAAUGUCCAAUUGGUUCUUAAGAUUUAGUUUGGAGUACUGAGAGCAAGCUGUGUGUUGUAAUGCGAUCGUGUCGUCGUCUGAAAUUUGGCAUUUAAUUUACGCUUGAAUGGACUACAAUGGACUACCUUUAUGAGACGAUUACCGUGAGCGAGAGUAUCCUGACGACGCUUCCAAUACCACAGACAGAGUACUUCAAUAUAGGCCAAGGGGAAUCGGAGCUUGAGGAGCUCGGAACGAUAUUAGCAGAUGGCGGAGAUCGUUUUGGCGUGUCAACUGUGCACUUUGAUCCCAUCGAAGAGCUCAUCUGGAUGGGAAAUCAAGGCGGGCAUGUGACGUCAUACUAUGGACCCGAAAUGCAAAAAUAUACCUCGUUUCAAGUACAUCCUAAUGAGCCUGUGCGACAAAUUGCCUUUCUUAAUGAUGGAAUCCUUUGUCUUACGGAUACAAGUUUACGCUAUCAGUUACGUCGAGGAAUCCCCAAAAAAACGCAUCGCUCUAAAAAUAUGUUAAGUACCCUGUGCAUGUUGAGUACAAAUCACGAUCGAUUGCUCAUCGGAGGACAUCAAGAGCAAUUGAUCGAGUUUGAUCUUAAUACCUUUACAGAAACAUCAUCUAUUUCGUUAGGUAUAGAUGGUUGUGCUGUGUUACGAUCACACUCAAGGUAUCUUUGUUGCGGAAACGCAUUCGGGCAAAUUUCCUUAAGAGAUCCAAAUACAUAUAACGAAGAACAUGUCAUUAGCACACAUUCUGGAAGUUUAUCGGAUUUCGAUGUGCAGGGAAAUUAUCUUAUUUCAUGCGGGUACAGUGAUGGAAGACAUGGAAAACUCAUUGCCGAUCGACAUCUUUUAGUGUACGAUUUACGAAUGCAUCGAUUAAUUUCGCCCAUUUAUACAGCAAUUGAUCCGUUUUUGUUGCAUUUCCUUCCAUUACAUUGUCAGCGGCUUGCUGUUGUAUCUCCUCUUGGGCAAUUACAGCUUGUAGAUACCGUUGAAUUGAGUAAACCGAGAAUUUGCAUGUAUCAAAUAAACACGUCGGGUGCUCAAUGUCUCUCCUUCGACAUUUCAUCUACGACUCAAGCAAUGGUAUUUGGCGAUCAAGCUGGCAAAAUUAAUUUAGUUGGAUCAAUUGGACUUGUUCAACCAAAGUUCAAUGGUUAUUCAAGACCAACAGAAUUUGCAGAUCCAAUUCAACCUCUUCCAUUUGUACCUAUCAACGAUUACAGCUUCCCAAUGGCGUCGAUUCCUCUUCCUAAAGUAUCUUCCGAACAUGAGAAGUUGUCGAGUGAUAUGCCGGAGGAUCUUAUGAGACAUCAACAUCUCAAACCGAAACCCAUUGACGCUGAAAUCCUCGAAAACAUGAAGAUGAAAGGCCCUAUUGGCUAUGCACUCAAUCCGAAAAAGACAAUUAGAAAUAUUAUUCCAUACUAUCAACAUUCAUUACAAAACGAUCAAGUUAUGACUCCAAUCAAUAAAGCGAAGACGAAUCAUGAAAAUGGCAUCAAAAUGAUACCGAAAAGAUAUCGCAAGGCUGAAAUCAAAUUUAGUAAAGUUGGAACGCAAGACAUCGAUUACGACAAGUACAAUCAAACAGACUUCAUUGGAUUAGAGGCAAUUUUACCGAAUGCUUAUUGCAAUCCGAUGUUACAAGUUCUGUAUUUUAUCAAUCCGUUACGAAAAAUGCUCCUUUCACAUUCGUGCAAUCGUGAGCAUUGCAUUUCGUGUGAACUGGGUUUCUUGUUUCACAUGUUCGAUAUUUCUUCGCCUCCAAACCCUCCAUGUCAAGCAAGCAACUUUUUGCGUGUUUUUCGUACAGUACCUGAAGCCUCCGCAUUGGGGCUAAUAUUGUCGGAUCGCAAUACCGACAAUGGGCAUAACUUGCUAAGUUUGAUUCAGAAUUGGAAUCGAUUUGUAUUGCAUCAAAUUCAUAACGAAACAAUGGAAAGUAAUGGGAAACGGAAACAUACAACGUCGGAAACGCUCUCAACGAGCUCCGACCACACGGAUCCCAGUGAGACAAGCGAAUCUAUAAAAGUCAAUGGAGUGCAGAAACGGAUACGAAAUGUCAGCGGAUCAGAUGAGAAUCAAAAGACAACUAACGAAAAUACGCCUGAAAAUAAUAUCGGACAAGAACGAGUCGAAGAUGUUUCAGGCAUCAGUCAAUUGUUUGGCACAAAACAAGAUUGCGUUCAUCGAUGUUUAAAAUGCAACGAAGAGAAUGUCAAGUCUACGAUACAAAUGGUCUGCAACCUUUUAUAUACACCCCCGAAAACGACAUCGACGAGUAAAGAUGCCUCCAAUUCGCUAACGAACGGAAGCAGUGAGACAACAACAUUUAAAAAAGUUCUUGAAUCAUCGCUUUGUUUCGACAAAACAACUCCUGCAUGGUGCGAAUCUUGCAAAAAAUUUACUCCAACGAAUCAGAAAUCAAAGGUACGAGAAAUGCCGAAUAUCUUAGCAGUAAAUACGGGACUCGAUAAUGAACGUCAUCUGGAAUAUUUGCGUUUGAUAACAGGUCAUACAAGCACGACUCCCACGAAUGGAAUCUCAGAUAUAGGUGCAGGCGCCUCUCCAACAAAUGGGCUAUUUCGUCCUACAAAUGGCAUUCUCAAGCAAUGUCGAUAUGGAACGCAUUGUUCACGCAUUGAUUGUCAUUUUGCACAUCCCGAAAGAAAAUCGCCCUGUUUAAAUACGAAUCAAUUGACAUCCCUCAUCAACAAUACAAAUAACAAUAAUAACAGUGGAAAAUUGAAUGCAUGGUUCCCAUUGAGUUUCACGAUGGAAGUUAAUUCUGAAGGGCAAGUAGAAAUAAGUAACGAAAUAACAGCAGAAAACACUCAAAUGACGUCGAGCUCAUCAUCAACAACAACGACAAAUGGAAUAUCGUCGAAAUUGGAAUACAUGAAAAUCGAAGAAAGUAUAAAAAAUUCAGAGACUGAACAGAAAAAUGGACAUGUCGAAAAAGUUACCAAAAAUGGAGAAGAAAAAGAAAAUUUGGAAGAAGAGGUAAAGAGUGAAGAAGCAUCAACAAAGUCGAAAAACUAUGCUCUCACUGCCGUCGUUUGUCACAUCGAUGAAGGAACCCAUCGUAACCUCGUUGCCUUGAUAAAUGUCGACAAAUCGUAUCAUGAACUCAAGACUGCAAAAACUUCCUCGUCAAAUCUUUCCGCUGAAACGCGUUGGUAUCUCUUCAAUGACUUCACCGUAUCUCCUGUUUCAGUAAAUGAAGCUGUUUGGUUUACAUUCGAUUGGAAAAUUCCAACUAUCUGUUAUUACACAGCUACAGAUGCAACAGCGUCGAAAAUCGAAGACUUGAAUGACUAUGUGAAUCCAAUGACUUUUGAAUUGUUUAAAGAACCGUUGAGUGAAAUGCCGCCUCCCGCGAUAUCAGAUGACAAACAAGUUAUUUGUAAACCGCCAACGGAACCAUUUCCCGCAGGAUAUCUCGUCGCUAUGGAUGCUGAAUUCGUUACACUCAAUCAGGAAGAAAAUGAAAUUCGUGCAGAUGGAAAGAUGUCGACGAUAAAACCAAAAUUGCAAAAUGCCGCACGCAUCACGUGCAUUCACGGACAAGGCCCACACGAAGGACAACCCUUUAUGGAUGAUUACAUUUCCACGCACGAGCAAGUUGUCGAUUAUCUCACGAAAUAUUCCGGAAUAAAGCCCGGCGAUUUGGAUGCCCAUUUCAGUAAUAAACGACUGACGACACUCAAAAAAUCAUAUCAAAAAUUAAGAUAUUUGGUCGAUUCGGGCGUCAUUUUCGUCGGGCACGGAUUGCGAAACGACUUUCGCGUGAUCAAUAUGAUUGUGCCGGCAGAACAAAUUGUCGACACGGUUUACCUAUUCCAUAUUCCUCAUUAUCGCAUGAUCUCACUGAGAUUCUUAGCAUGGCACUUUUUAGGCAUAAAAAUUCAAUCAGAAACACACGAUUCUAUUGAAGAUGCUCGUACAGCAUUACUUUUAUACAAACAUUACCUACAUUUAAAGGCAAGAAAUGCUUUAAGUUUAGCGAUAAGUAAUUUAUAUGACAUUGGAAUGCAGUUGAUGUGGAAAGUACCGAACAAUUAACCCUAUUGUUGGUGCAUUUUGAAACUCUAUUUCAUGUGUGGAUGCGUGUGAUUUUUUUUUUAUUUUUAAAAAAAUGGAAGCGAAAUGUAUUUUUCGUUUCUCAUACUUUACACAAUUAAAAAAAAAACUUAGGUUUUAAGUAUAAAAGUGAGAUAAUAGAGUUAAAAAGAUAAUUUUAAGUCUUUUUUGUUAAAAUAUUUUGUAUCCUAGCUUAUUUUUCCAUUGUUUUUUUUUUACAAAGUUGUUCAUUUUUUAAUUUAAAUUUAAAAAGCAAGUCUUUCUGAAAAAUGAAAAGAAAAAAAUAAUAAACAUUUGUAAUGAUGAAUUGAAGAAAACAAAAAGUGAAAAAAUCAAAGUAUUACUAUUAGGCAGCUAAUUAAUUUAUUUUUUUACACGAAAAUAAUAUUUCCGGUCAAAAACUAUUAUUUAUCUACUUAUGAAAUUUGUUUAAUUUGAACUGAAUGAAAUAUUUC
Messenger RNA from Culicoides brevitarsis, 4597 nucleotides. Its product is annotated as PAN2-PAN3 deadenylation complex catalytic subunit PAN2-like. Gene Ontology annotation, biological process: nuclear-transcribed mRNA poly(A) tail shortening; mRNA processing. The record is from RefSeq and is a predicted model, not a curated record. The transcript has 17 exons. Gene Ontology annotation, molecular function: protein binding; poly(A)-specific ribonuclease activity; nucleic acid binding. Lineage: Eukaryota; Metazoa; Arthropoda; Insecta; Diptera; Ceratopogonidae. Gene Ontology annotation, cellular component: P-body; PAN complex. The coding region runs from base 177 to 4124 and encodes 1315 amino acids.